UAGCAGCAGACUCCGACCUUAGAUCUCUGUCUCUUUCUCGGAUCUUCGCAAUAUUCAUGCACUUUUCUCCUGAUAAUCGUCAACAUGUAUUUACACAAGGCAAGCCUUUUCCUGUGCGGAGUUACCAUGCUUCUUGCUUACUCGGCAAGCUUCAAGUUGAACUCAAUCGAUUCGAUGAGCUCGACUGCUCCGUACAGCGAUGGAUGUCAAAGCAGCAAUUCGACAAUCUCUUGUUGUCAAACUAUUUCCGUGUACAGAUUUAGUCAAACAGUUUGUGUGAAUGUGUCAAGCAUGGAUAAACAGAAUGUUCUACCAUUUACACUUUCUGUCAAGGGAGCUCUCUACAUUAGAGACACAUACUCAGACAGCAAGCCACAGCCAUAUUGUUUUGAAUACGAUGACCAAGCAGCAGUGCACCUGUGUGCGAUAUUCUACAACACAACAUUCACUGAGACUCAAGUGAGCGCCUGCUUAAAGCUGAGCAUUCAAGUUCAAGCUCAGAUCAUUAUACCCUUGAAAUGUUUUACUCUUUCAAGGCCUACUGCUAUCACUGUGAGAGGAGAGGACCUGGAAAACAUUGUCACCGAGAUUAUGGUUUAAAAGCAAUGACGGAACUGCAAAUGUUUACUAUCACCGGUUUAGUAGUUCUUUAUUGUUGAAGUUUCUUUUCUAACAAUGUUCCAUGACAAAAAUAACGAGUCCAAGCUACAAAUUGAUACUAAGUUAUAUAAAAUCGCUAUCUUGUUCGAGCUCACUCCCAUUGCUAAGUGUACAUCUAGGUGGCAGUUUGCA
Orbicella faveolata is the source of this 792-nucleotide messenger RNA. RefSeq lists its product as uncharacterized. The record is from RefSeq and is a predicted model, not a curated record. Lineage: Eukaryota; Metazoa; Cnidaria; Anthozoa; Scleractinia; Merulinidae.